GAAGCUUACGAAGGUCAUCCACUUUGUUCAGGAGCACAACAUUAGACCGAAGAUGGUGGAGGUUUGGCGAGAGAAAUUUGCCCAUUUGAACUUGACAUAUUCUAUAGGAGGUCAAAUCAGUUUUGAUUUCUUCCCCCAGGGAUGGGAUAAGACAUUCUGUUUGCAAUUUGUGGAGAAGGAGUUCAGUGAAUUUCACUUCUUUGGAGACAAGACAUACAAGCUGCCGGAAUUGCUGUAAGGUUGUACGUUGUUUCAGUAUGAACUGUCCUGACUCCAUUUUCUUGUAUUUACGGCGGAAACGAUCAUGAGAUUUUUGAGUCAGAGAAGACUAUCGGACACAGUAACGAGUCCGGAAGAUACUUUCAGACAAUGCAUGAA
Molecule: messenger RNA, 378 nt
Organism: Marchantia polymorpha subsp. ruderalis
Lineage: Eukaryota; Viridiplantae; Streptophyta; Marchantiopsida; Marchantiales; Marchantiaceae
Source: the annotation of a GenBank genome assembly